Molecule: messenger RNA, 3668 nt
Organism: Oreochromis aureus
Lineage: Eukaryota; Metazoa; Chordata; Actinopteri; Cichliformes; Cichlidae
Product: clathrin coat assembly protein AP180-like
Exons: 27
Coding region: 745-3003 (752 amino acids)
Biological process (GO): synaptic vesicle budding from presynaptic endocytic zone membrane; clathrin coat assembly; clathrin-dependent endocytosis
Cellular component (GO): synaptic vesicle; clathrin-coated pit; extrinsic component of presynaptic endocytic zone membrane
Molecular function (GO): SNARE binding; clathrin heavy chain binding; 1-phosphatidylinositol binding
Source: RefSeq, a predicted model, not a curated record
GCCGAGAGGAGGAGAGUCUGGAUGGACUUGUAGACAGGUCAAAUAAAUAAACAAACCACAGGGGGAAGGGGAAAAGGAAAUUCCCUCCUCGCUUUUCCUGUUCCCGAGCCUCUUGCGCUGCGCAGUGUUGGCGAGGGGAAGCGGUGCGCAAUUUUCUAUCGCUCUGAGGAAAGGACCACAGCCUGAAACGGCAUUUCCGAGCCGAGACUGACGGAUCAAAGAGGAAAGAAACGCUGCAAUCUGACGACCUGCUUUGCACUGCGGGUUCUUCAUUUAUUCAAAAGCUUUUUUUUUUUAAUGCAACGACGAAGGAGGGAAAGGGAGCCAAAACCGAUGUUCUCCUCCAACAGGGAUAUUUGACCGACCUAUGCAGCGCUGAUUUAUAUACCUUAUUUUUCAGAAACACUGUUCUACGAUUAGACGAGUCUAUUCCUGUGCUGGCCGAUUAAAAAAAUAAUAAUUUCACCGGGUUGAGAAAAUAGCUUUCGUCGCCAGCUUGUUACAUAACCGAGUGGCUUUAGCUCUCCAAGGUGCUGAACUGAACGCUCGGAGCCUAUAACAGGACGAGCCGCCGGGAAUUCACAACCUUGCGUCACAGGCCUAUCAUCCAGGAGAGGGACGCACUGGAUCUCAUCUCACUGAACCGCAGGGAAGAAGCUGGGUUGUAUUCUUAUUUUUCCCCCCUCCCCCCUCACCGUCCGUGGUGAAAUAAAUUCCUGAGGAGGUCGAAACAACUGGGAGAAAAUGUCGGGGCAAACGCUCACGGAUCGUAUUGCCGCUGCGCAGUACCAGCUAACGGGAUCGGAUAUGGCCCGGGCUGUCUGCAAAGCCACCACUCAUGAAGUGAUGGCGCCCAAGAAAAAGCACCUGGAAUACCUGGUGUCAGCCACCAAUACCACCAACGUGAACAUCCCUCAGAUGGCUGACACACUGUUUGAGCGAUCCACCAAUGCCAGCUGGGUGGUCGUCUUCAAGGCCCUCGUCACCACUCACCACAUGUGUGUCUAUGGCAAUGAGAGGUUCAUUCAGUACUUGGCAUCCAGGACAUCCUUGUUCAACCUCAGCAACUUUAUUGACAAAACUGGAUCUCAUGGCUAUGACAUGUCUACAUUCAUCAGGCGGUAUGGACGAUACCUGAAUGAGAAAGCCUUUGCUUACCGCCAGAUGGCAUUUGACUUCACCAGAGUCAAGAAAGGCGCGGACGGCGUGAUGAGAACCAUGACCACUGAGAAGCUGCUGAAAGGCAUGCCUGUUCUGCAGACACAGAUUGACACACUCCUGGAGUUUGAUGUUCAUCCCAAGGAGCUGAACAAUGGGAUCAUCAAUGCUGCAUUCAUGCUUCUCUUCAAGGACUUGGUGAAACUGUUUGCAUCCUACAAUGAUGGGAUCAUCAACCUAUUAGAGAAAUUCUUCAAAAUGAAGAAGAGUGAAUGCAAGGAGGCCUUGGAGAUCUACAAGCGUUUCCUGACCAGGGUGACAAAGAUUGGAGAAUUCAUGAAGCUGGCUGAGACAGUUGGAGUUGACAAAAAUGACAUUCCUGACAUCAACUAUGCUCCCAGCAGUAUCCUAGAAUCUCUGGAAACUCACAUGAAUGGCCUGGAGGAUACAAAAGGUGGAAAGAAGGGUGAAGGGUCUCCAACAAAGGGAUCUCCUACAAACAAUGUGUCUCCAACAUCAACUCCAGCCAAAUCUUCAAAUGCUGUUCCCACACUGCAGCCUCCUCCUGGGGACAGUGCUGCCAGCGCUGCUGCUUCAGCUGCUCCUGAACCAGCCGAAGAUUCAUUGCUAGAUCUGGAUCCACUGGCUUCUACUGGCCCUUCAGCACCAUCAGCUGCCCCCACAUCUUGGGGAGAUCUUCUUGGAUCAGAAAUGGGCGAUUCCUUGCUAUCUGAACCCACCCUCGCAGCUGAGCCCACCCCCUCCCUUGCAGCGGCAUCGCCCACUCCUGCAGCAGCAGAACCCGGAGUCUCUCUAGCUCCUCCCACUAGCACAGCAGCCGCCACCUCCCCUGGCGCCGCCAAUGUGGAUCUGUUGGGAGAAGCCUUUGCAACUCCUGCUCCUGCCGCUGAGGCCUCCGCAGGAGCAGCUGAAGGUGGGGCUGCUGCUACAUCCACCCCAGCUGCUAACGCUGGAACUGACCCCUUUGCUCCCUCAGAUGGUAGCACCAACGCAGCAUCUUCAGGUCUAGACCUUUUCGGCAUGAUGUCAGUGGAGAGCAAUAACCUGGCUAGUUCCCUGGAUGCCUGUUUUAGCUCCGGUGUGCCCCAGCCCUCCCCUUCCCAUUCCCCUUCACCGCUCUUCACCUCCUCAUCCAACACCAUCACCACCACUGCAACCAUUUCAGCUCCCAUUGCCGCCAGCACCACCAGCCCUGGGACUGACCUUUUCAGUGAUAUCUUUGACUCCAUGCCAGACACGAGCUUCUCCAAAACAGACCCCGCUCCCAGUGCUGACUUGUUUUCAGCAGCAGAUGUGUUCAGCUCCUCUGCCCCCAUCCUCUCCUCAGCACCCCCAUCCAAAAUUGACACAGGAGCCAUCAUGAAUCUGUUUGGUGAGCCCACAGGAGGAGAUGCCCCAGCUGCUGCUGCUGCCCCUGCUCCUGUUGCCCCCGGUGCUGAACUGAUGUCAGUAUUUGAUGGCCUAGGGGAUGUAAUGAAGCCCACGGUGACUCCCCAGGCUGGGGAUGUUGACACCUCUAUGGCUAACAUGGCAAGUAAUCUCACAAUGGGAACUCCAGCGGCCCCUCAGGUAGCUCCCCCAAGUUGGGGUGCUCCCAUGACCAUACCCAUGGGUGUCAGUCCUUUUAUGGGGAUUCACCCUAGCUUCACCAUGGCCGGAGCACCAGUUGCUGGAGCUCCCAUGAUGCCAAUGGCGAGACCAGGCUUCCCAGCCGCUGGGGUGACCCCAGGAGCACCGAUGUCUCCUGGAAUGGCCCAGAGCCCCAGGAAGCCUCCACCACCCAGGAACGCUCUGGAUGACCUCAAUAUUAAGGACUUCAUGUAGACUGACUGAUCCAGAAACCCCCAAGGUUUGUCAUCGUGUCUGGAGCUCUGUGGAUGUGGAUGUCUGCACCCCCCCGCCCCUUUUCUCUGCCCCUUCAGCCAGCCAGCCAUCAACUCUUCGAUCUUUGCCCCCCCCCCCACCAGCCGCGACCCCUGAAAGCAACCUGCCCUCUUUAUCUAAUGUUGUAGCACAACUGUGAAUGUGAACCCUAGAUACAGAAAAGAGAAUUCCGUUUAUGUGUGUGUGGGUGUGUGUGUUAUUCAGUGUUAACAUUUACUUAAUAUACUACAGAAAAAUUAACAAAAAAAUCAGUAAAUGUGUAUUUAGAUUCAUUCUGGAUUUUGGCGUAUCAGCUGACUUGGAAUGGUGGAUAUAUGUUGGUUUCUUUGCGCAUCUCCCAGACGAAGACUGUGUUGUUCAAUGUGGACUGUGUUCGGUGUAACUUCACUGGCCAACUCCCACUCCUCUAUCCCUGUUGUUCAGACUAAUACUGUUUAUUGUCAUUAAAGACUUGGUUGUACCCAUAUAUAUAUCUGAUGGCCAUCCAUCCUACCUGUCUACUUCAAGUUUUUUGGACAAAAGCUCCUUAUCAAAAUGUACUUAAACACCACUUGCAAUGCAAAUCUGGGCUUAUCACUAAGGACAUUAAACAGUGUUUCGUUUCA